AACAGUACCAGAUCAACCGCCGUUCACGGUCGUCGGAUAGCAGCAGUAGUAGUAGCAGCAGCAGUAGCAACGACAGUAGAAGAAGGUCUCCCAGCAAAGAACCUCCCGUGGCCGCCAACGCGGUCGAGGGAAGUGACAUUAGCUCCGAUUCCGACGUAUCGAUGACUUCAAUCAAUGGGGAAGAAGAUGAACGUGAGAUUCGUGGCACCGAAGAAAGACCUUUGAAACGAACCCACAGCGAGAUGGAACGAGAGGAACAGCCCAGAGCGGAAGCGGCGGACACACCGCUGCCGGAGGUGAUAAAAAUGGAACCGCUCGACAUCAAGGAAGAACCGUUGGAUGCGUGCGAUUACAGCUCCGUGUCGGAGGAGGAAGACUUCGGGCUGGACGACAUUUCCGAGGGCGAGGAACAGUUUACCGCCGAUAUGACCGAUGAUAUUAGCGAGGAAAGGGAUGAGGACGUUAAACCGAACGUGGAAGAGUUAGAGGCUGCUGCUCUGAAAGAGAUUAAUGACGAGGGGAAUCGCACUAACGAUGAACAGGACGGUGGAGGUGGUGGUAGUGGCACAUGCGGUCCCUAUGUAAGCAUACUGCAGGCGUAUCAGUUGAAGGUAGAGGGCACGGAUGAGUUGUCGUCCGAUUUGGAGGCAGGCGAGAUUGAUUGAAAUUACUAUUCUUGUGCGUAAUAGGAAAUAUCCGCAAAUAGCUUUUAAUUAUUAUAAGUAUUUGAGCAACUAAAGAAAUUAUCGAAUUGCUGUACCCAUUGGUCUUGAAUCUAUAAUAGCUGACUGUAUGCCAUAAAAAAGUGUUUUUCAAGUUUCUUUGUCAAUUGCAUAACUUGCAAAAAUAACUUUAAUGCGAAAUAGAUUAAAAAAGGAGAAAAAGUACAAAACUCCGAUUUGAAAAACCCGUUACAUCUUCGCCUUGUUAACACACUGUCCAGCUGCUGCCUUGUCGCCUGGGUACUGGUAGCAGAACUGUCAGUUGAAUAAACGUAAACAAAGCAGCUUUGGCGGCAACCGCAUCCAGCUGUUUCCAGGAACUCCUUUCAGAAUCGUAGCCUUCUACGAUCCCUUGCCAAGCUGCAUGUCCCUCAGACAGCUGCUACAGUGGCUACGCGCACUACCGGGGAUGCCUUUCUACGCCGUUGCCAAAGGACGCCAGGUGGGCAUAUUCUCCACAUGGCCCGAAUGCCAGGCACAGGUAACCGGAUUUACCGGUGCUCGAUUUAAGAAGUUCCCGACCGAAGCAGAAGCAAACGCGUUUAUAGACAACAACCGUGAUGGUGGUGGUGGUGGUGGAGGAAGUGUUCUCACCGGCAAAAAACCAUCGACAGCGUCUAGCUGGAGCGGGAAGCGGAGUGCAUCCACGAGCUCGACUGGCGGAGCACUUCCACCGGCGAACAAGCAGGCGAAGAAAACCAUCCUACUCGACAAAGCUCCUACGGCGGUGGCUAAGAUGGUAAAGUACGGCGAGUACAGCUUCCUGCAGGAUGAGGACGGAUUUGUGCACGUGUACACGGACGGUUCGUGCGAGGGCAAUGGGACGGCCAGGGCCGUUGCCGGGCUGGGCGUGUACUUUGCCGAAGGACAUGCACUAAACACAGCCAAACCGGUCAGUGGCCGGGCGACGAACAACUGUGGCGAAAUACAGGCCGCCUCGCUAGCGAUCCGGCUCGCCCGGCAGCAAGGCAUCCGGCGGUUGGUCGUUAACACGGACUCACAGUUCCUGAUCAACGCCAUCACCAAGUGGCUGCCCGGCUGGAAGCGGCGCAACUGGACGCUGGCCAGCGGUGGGCCGGUGAAAAACCAGACCGAUUUUAUGGAGCUCGAGCGGGAGCUGAGUGCGGGCGAUAUCCAGAUCAAGUGGAACCACGUGGACGCGCACUGUGGCAUUUUGGGCAACGAGCGGGCGGACCAGCUGGCACGCAAGGGUUCCGAGAUGUAUCGGAUGGCAAAGCGACAGGGAUGACUGAAUUGAGUGAUCGUUAAGGAUCGUUCUUAAGAAGUGUUUAGAGCUCACAGCUUCAAAUAUCUGACUGAGGAGUUGAAAGAAGGUGAAAUUGGACAACAAAUCCGUGAUAAUACAGUGAAAAACAAACACUACACACCCAAA
Anopheles gambiae (African malaria mosquito) is the source of this 2115-nucleotide messenger RNA. It is a transcript of the gene rnh1, whose product is annotated as ribonuclease H1. The record is from RefSeq and is a predicted model, not a curated record. Gene Ontology annotation, biological process: DNA replication, removal of RNA primer. Gene Ontology annotation, molecular function: RNA-DNA hybrid ribonuclease activity; nucleic acid binding; magnesium ion binding. Lineage: Eukaryota; Metazoa; Arthropoda; Insecta; Diptera; Culicidae. The coding region runs from base 1087 to 1971 and encodes 294 amino acids. The transcript is spliced from 3 exons.